AUGGACGUAUUUUGGACUAUCCACUCGAGUCUUCUCUUCUACAUCAACAUCGUUGGUAUUACAGUUUACCAAAAGUAUACCGCUAAAGGUUUCGUCGAUUUCAUCAACAGUUUAUUCAAUAUCUUUGGCGUUACUCUGAUCUCUGUUAACAGUUGGUGGAUACUUAAAAAAAGGAAUGCAUUCAACGAUUUACUGGGAGUUGUGAAAAAAAAUGACGAUCUCAUAAUAGAAACGGGCUCAUGCAGUGAAAUACACAAGAGAAUGUUGAGCAGCAUUAAGAUUAUUCUGAUUAUGUGCUAUGUUUUCCAUUUCAUUAACGAAAUCAUGAUCUUUUUGCCUUUCCGAGUAUUCAGAAUGGAUGAUUUCUCCAUGGCCUCUUGUGUUGGUUUAGAACAACUCGGUAUAAGCCGAAACCGUGAGGUCUGUAUGGGGAUAUUGACAGUAAGUAUUUUUACAGCAGUUACGGUUAUAUGUAGUUACGACCUCUCGUUGCUGUUCCUGUUCUCUCACACCACUGCAGUGUUUCAAAUUCUUUUUGAAGAAAUGAUGAAUCUAAACGACAUGACACAAUCUUGUCAAAAUUCCGAUGAAGAUUAUGACCUAAUUGUAGCACGAUUAAAAAACGUCAUUGUUAGACAUAUGCUAGCUUUGCAAACUGUUGAGAAAGUGGAAGAUAUCUUCAGUGUCAGCAUAGGCAUAUGUAUCAGUUUGGACACCAUAUCGCUUUGUUUAUUUUUUGUGUUGCCACUAGACAGCUGUACGCACUUUGCUCCGAUGAUUUGCCAUAGCCUUUUCAUAUUCUUCUUGUACUGCUGUCAAGGACAGAGACUUACAACAGCGUCGGAAAAGUUUGAGAUGGCGGUGUACUGCUGCGGAUGGGAGAAUUUGCGAGUGAAAGAGAGAAAGCAGGUGCUGCUGAUGUUGAAAAAAGCGCAGAAGCCGGUCAUAGUAUACGCUGCGCGAGUUAUUCCAAUACGCUUAAGUACCUUCGCGACCGCCAUGCAGUCUAUUUAUAAGUUUGUCACUGUAUUUAAGGUGUAGAACGCGACAUUUGUUAAGAUUUCAGUCUUUGGUCUGUAGUACAAGCACUCUAUUUUAAUUUGCAAUAACAUGGUCAGUUAGUAAGUCUCACUUAACAGCGGUGGUAGAAAUAGCAAGUAUUAAUAAAAAAUAAACUGUU
Molecule: messenger RNA, 1180 nt
Organism: Helicoverpa zea (corn earworm)
Lineage: Eukaryota; Metazoa; Arthropoda; Insecta; Lepidoptera; Noctuidae
Product: odorant receptor 10a-like
Exons: 4
Coding region: 1-1041 (346 amino acids)
Biological process (GO): detection of chemical stimulus involved in sensory perception of smell; sensory perception of smell
Cellular component (GO): plasma membrane
Molecular function (GO): odorant binding; olfactory receptor activity
Source: RefSeq, a predicted model, not a curated record